This is a messenger RNA of Gadus macrocephalus (Pacific cod), 1262 nucleotides long. RefSeq names its product UTP23 small subunit processome component (gene utp23). Gene Ontology annotation, molecular function: small ribosomal subunit rRNA binding. Bases 192 to 950 code for a protein of 252 amino acids. The transcript has 3 exons. Gene Ontology annotation, cellular component: nucleolus; small-subunit processome. Lineage: Eukaryota; Metazoa; Chordata; Actinopteri; Gadiformes; Gadidae. The record is from RefSeq and is a predicted model, not a curated record.
UAAUAUCAUGUUCCAUCGGAAUCUUUUAACCGACGCACCGCGAGCAUCUUGUCAGCUCCAUGCUCAACUACGUAGAGGACUAUCUGUAUUUACAGUUUUUUUUAAUACCAGAUAAGAAGACAUACAUAUUUUGGGGUUAAGCCGGGUAAACAGAAGACCAUAACACCGUCAGAUGGUAACAGGCUGUCGUCAUGAAGCUCAAACGGCAGAAACAAGCCAAGAAAACGAUAAGCUUUUACAAGUACAACUUCAGCUUCAGGGAGCCCUUCCAGGUGCUCAUCGAUGGGACAUUCUGCCAGGCUGCUCUGAAGAACAAGAUCCAGAUCAAAGAGCAGAUCCCCAAAUACCUGAUGGGCGAGGUUCAGCUCUGCACCACAAAUUGUGCGUUGAAGGAGCUCGAGACUCUUGGUAAAGAGCUGUACGGCGCUAAGGUCAUCCUGCAGCGCUUUCAGAUACGCAGCUGCAGCCACUUCAAGAGCCCUGUCCCUGCCUCCGAAUGCCUGCUGUCCAUGCUGGGGGAGACCAACCCCCACCACUACUUUGUAGCCACACAGGACUUUGGGGUGACGGAGGAGGUGAAGCGCCUCCCCGGGGUGCCUCUGAUCUACAUCGUGGUGAACACCAUGGUGCUGGAGAAGCCGUCGGCGUCGUCCCAGGGGCGGGUGGCGGCGGUUCAGGCGGGGGAGCUGGUGACGCCCGCCCAGCAGCAGAGCAUCAGCAGCCUGAAGGAGCAGCAGGGGAUCGGCCAGGAGGAGGGGCGGGGCCGCAAGAGGAAGAGGAAGCGCAGCAACCCUAACCCCCUCAGUUGCCUGAAGAAGAAGAAACGGAAGGCUCCGCCCACCCCGGCCAUUCAGGGCGAGGGAGACGGGAAGAAGGGGAGGAGCCGGAGUAAGAAACGCAAGACGGGGGACGGGCCAAGUGAACCCGGGGGUCCGGCUGGGAGCCAAUAGAAUUGCCGGAUUCUGGCCGAGUGAUUUGUAAAUAACAUGAACUUUUUUUAAGACGCUGAUGAGUAUUUGAAAGUAUAUUGAUUACACAAUGUUGGAUUUGCGUUGUCGGUAAAGGAAAGGGAUAGAACUGUGCUUUCAACUUUUGGGUAAAUGACACGCAUACUAUCAAACAUAAAUGGCUAUCAAACAUUAAUACUCAAUAUAUAUAAACACAAUAUUGAAAGCCCACUUGUCAAAGUCUGUGGUGAUUCAUUGCUGUUGUGUAGCAAGCUGCUGAAUGGAAAUUAAAUGUAAUGUCAUACUUUAAACCAA